This is a messenger RNA of Penicillium crustosum, 4556 nucleotides long. Its product is annotated as CCR4-NOT core ubiquitin-protein ligase subunit MOT2. Gene Ontology annotation, cellular component: CCR4-NOT complex. Gene Ontology annotation, molecular function: nucleic acid binding; ubiquitin-protein transferase activity. The transcript has 7 exons. Lineage: Eukaryota; Fungi; Ascomycota; Eurotiomycetes; Eurotiales; Aspergillaceae. The record is from RefSeq and is a predicted model, not a curated record. Bases 102 to 4556 code for a protein of 1484 amino acids. Gene Ontology annotation, biological process: protein ubiquitination.
GCGUACUUCUUUUAUUUUCACAGUUUCUCGUCCGAUUUAAUCAGGUGUCGGCGUUUGAGAUCUCGUGUCCCUCUCCGGUUGUCACCACAUUCCCCGCAACCAUGUCUGGUCUUUCAUUGAUCGAUUCCGUCAUCGACGACGAUGACGAGUUCUGCCCCCUGUGCAUUGAAGAGUUCGAUCUUUCCGAUAAGAAUUUUAAACCGUGUCCUUGUGGAUACCAGAUUUGCCAAUUCUGCUACAAUAAUAUCAAAACGCAAAAUGAAGAAGGACGAUGCCCCAACUGUCGGCGCGGAUAUGAUGAAAGUACCAUCGAGUACAAGAUUCCUGACGUUGAGGAGUUCAAGGCAGACUUGGCACUGAAACACCGUAAGGCGGCGGCUGCGAAAAAGAAGGAAGCCGAAAAGCGUGAAAUCGAGGCCUCCAGUCGGAAGAACUUAGCCGGUGUCCGCGUGGUCCAAAAGAACUUGGUCUACGUUAUCGGCCUCAACCCUACGAUCCGAGACGAAAAUCAACUCCUUCAAACGCUCCGUGGACGGGAAUAUUUCGGUCAAUAUGGCGAGAUUGAGAAGAUCGUGGUCAGCAAGGCUAAGCCCGGCGGUAACCCCAACCAGGGAAUUGGUGUUUACGUGACUUUCUCGCGCAAAGCCGAUGCUGCGAUGUGCAUCAACGCCGUGGACGGUUCUGGAAAUGGCGAUCGAGUGCUCAGGGCGCAAUACGGAACAACCAAAUAUUGCUCCUCCUUCCUUCGCAAUGAACAGUGCAAUAAUCGGAACUGCACUUUCUUGCACGAGACUGGGGAGGACAGCGACAGUUACAGCCGCCAGGAUCUCUCAUCUAUGAACACGAUUUCCACCCAACGCCCAAAUAUCCCACCUACUCCCUCUCACGUGAGGUCCGCUCAACCCAUCGCCCAUCCCAUGCGCCGGCAACCGAGCAAGGAUGACUCGAUCAGUAGUCGCACCGGCGUACCAGAUGGCCCGGCUCUGCCAUCAACCGCCAGUUGGGCUAACAAAGAUGUUGCUAUUCAGCGAACCAGGAGGACUAGUCUUACUGGCAGUCAAGCCUCCAUUAAUAGCCCACGACCAGCUAGUGUCAAUGUGGCGACCCCAGUUGAAGAACCGAAGCGAGCAGAGAAGCCAUCUCCGAUUUCCCAAGAAGCCCCACAAUCAACUUCCCAGGUUGAUCCUCAAUCCCCCGCCCCGCAACCACGCCCUCGCCGUGCGCCUCAACCCCCGAAGCUGCCAUCACCCUUUGACACUUUGCUCAAGGAUAUCAACUCUCCGGAUUUCAAGUUUUCCUUUAGCACGGCCGAAUUGAGUGCGGAAGAGGUGAAGUUAAUCAAGGAUUACCCGUCUUUCAUUGACCCAUAUGGCGGCGUCAAGCGCAGAGCAAUGCGCGAGAAAGUCGAACAGGAGCGUCUGAGCCGCGAGCACGAGUUGCUCCAGUCUGUUGCAGCCGAGGAGGAUAGCCGUGAAGCUGGUAGCCUCCAGCUAGGUGGUGAGCCAGAGGAAGCCAAUCCUCCGCGCAAUCGCCAGACCCGGGAGUCUCACGGUGCUAUUCAGCCGCCUUCGCAACAGGACACUGCGGACAACUCAACUGUUGGAUCUCCUGUCUCUGCCACUAGCCAUCAAUUCCAAGGCUUGAACCUCGCUGGACGAAGCUUAACUCCCUUGCAGCAACAACAGUUGAUGCUACUUAAGUCCGCCGGCAAUCAACAAGCUGGUCUGGCUGAUCCCCUCAGCUCUGCCGCUCUGGACCAAGCUGCCCAAGUCCGCCAAGGCCUUGUGCAGAACCAGAUGGCACAGUUCAAUGCGCUGCAGGCAGCACAGAACCGACAGUCUUCCAGAUUCUCCUUUGCAAAUGAGGUCGGCUCUAAGAAUAUGCCCAACGCACGCAUGCUGGUCUUGCAGCAAGCGGUUUCUAUGCCAGUGGUGUGCAGGGGCCCCCCGCCGGGAUUGAAGACGGCCGGUACCCCUCCCAUUAGUGGUGGUGGAAUGUUCGCACAAGGACAUGGUUUCACCUCUGGGCUUGGUGGUAAUGGAGGAAAGCAAGAUCCGACUCCCGAGUUAAUGCGCGAACUACUACGUGGACGAACUGGUACGAAUGUUGGUGGUUUACAGGGCCAAGAGGCAGCUAAGCGUGAGUUCAUGUUCCCUUUUCUUCAACAGCACAAUACCCCGCCCCCCAUGACUCCUGUCAAUGGCCUUCUCAGCUCCUUCUAUGGGCCCCAAACGGGUGUAAUGCCUGAUUCCGGCCCACAGAAGCAGAAGAAGAAGGGGAAGAAGCACAGACACGCUAACACUUCCUCCGGUGGAGGUGGUGUAGUAGAUCUUGCGGACCCGAGCAUUUUGCAGGCGAGAAUGCAUCAAGUCGGUGCGAAUGCUACUGCUGGGCAGGCGUUGUACGGGAGUCAGGGUCAAGGUGGGUACAACCCCUCGAUGGUGUAUGGUGGUGGCAUCAUAAAUGAGGACUUCCCCCCUCUUGGAGAUCAAUCCAAAGAUCGACGACCUGUUGACAGCUUUGGCUUUUUGAAGUCUCAGUUGCCUGGCGAGUCAGCCGCUCGUGCUGGAACUCCAACUCUGCCACCUGGACUGCCUUUACCCCAUGCUCAUCCCUCCUCUUCUGUCUUUCAGGAACACAACUCCUCUAAACCUUCGUCUCCUGCCCCGGUUCUCCCACCUGGAUUGACGCCUAGUAUUUCGCGACUGAACAGCCCAUCGCAGAGCCGUAUUGGCAGCCCCUCUCGUCUUUUAAGUCCUGAGCUCACCGUGGGUGGACCCUUGACAUCAAGCCGCGUGAAGGACGCCUCUCAAAUCUCCUUUGGAUCGCCCGUGCAAAAGCCCGCGAGCAAGGCUCGUACCCAACGCAAGAGCGAGUUCAACAUUGGAGCUGAUUUCAAAGACUCCCCUGCAAAGGCUACACACCAGAUGCAGCCGAGUUCUGCCACUACGAAAGGAAGCCCACUCGAUUUUGGCUCCCCGCUACCCCUAUCCGCCAAGACUGAGCAGGUUCCACCUCCUGGCUCUGUCUCUGCGAUCGGGUCGCGACCUGACACACCGCAAACCAUCGCAUCCCGCCUUUCUGACUCCCCUGCUACUCGCCAGCCUCGUAUUCUGCGUGUAGUAGAAACCCCGAAGCCAGAAACUCCUCCCAUUGUCACCGCACCCUCUGUGCCCGCUUCUGUCGCUGGAGGUACCAAGUCCCGCUCUAGAAGACAGAGUAUCUCGUCAACCAGCGUCCCUGACACUCCUGCUGAUAUGGGAUGGGAAGCUGAUUACUAUCCUUCCACCUCUGCUUCUCGUGCCAAUUCCCCUCCUGCUUCUACUCGUAUCGGCUCCGCCCCCGUUCGCUCCAUGACCAAGAGCCAGGUCAAGAAGGAGCGGAAGCAGAAGGCAAAGGAGGCCGAAGCUAAGAAGGUCGAAACUGCGCCUGUGAAUGAGGAGCCUGUUCAAGCGCCUAUCAUGGGGCGAAAGCGCAAGACCAAGAAGGCCCCCACAGCCACCGUGAGCACAGCCGAUGCACCCGCUGCUAGUGCCCCAGAAAAAGCGAGCCCUGUGAAACCCGCGAGUGUUUCUCCAGUCAAGGCCGAACCCAAGGUAGAUACUACCGCAAAGAAAGUCAAAGCCAAGGAGAUUAAGCCUGUCAGGGAGCCUACUCCUCCCCCUGUUGAAGAGCCACCUGUUCAGAAGGAAAUCCCCGUAGAGCCAUGGCGUUCAAACAAUACAGUGGGACAGUUAGUCAAGGACUCCGAGGCUCUCGGAAGGGCAAUCAAGGAUCUUUUCGUUGAACGAACUAAGCCUCUUCAUGAGUUGCUCGCUGAGAUGCACAAGUCCGGCGAACUUGAUCUCAACAAAAGUUCCCUCUUCAACCCUCCCAACCUCAGCCAGCGCACCGACAUGAAGUGCACUGCGGAGGAUUACGAUUAUCUCCAGUGUCCCAACGAGUUGACCGAGGAGGAUCGGAAAACUCUGCUUCGUGGAGAGCCUCCAGAAGAGGAGGAGCGGUACCUUGAGCUGGAGAAGAACAUGGCCGGUAUCACGGAUCCUUUCAUGACUGGAGACGAUGCAAGCAAUCCCAGUGGAGGCCUGGAAGCACUUUUCGCGAACCCAGAAAAGUUCAACAUCUGCUGGGUUGACGACAUGCCCACUCGCCUGGGUGCCACUUCCCCAUCCUCUUCUCUUGAGGCGGCGGAAUCCGUGAUCCCACCUAAUGUCCUCUCGGCCAUGGAGGCAGACAGCACCCGCAACCAUGACUGGGCCGUCGCCAACUCGGCAGAAUUUCUCAACACCACCCCUGCUGCUGUUCGCUCCUUUGCUGCAGUUACCGCGCAGCAUAUGCUGGGCAAUCCGGGCAUGGUCGGUACCAACCCAACCCUCGACGACGUUGCCGGCUUGACCAACGAGGAGCUGAAGGAUCUCUCCGGUCGUUCUCAGAAGGACCUCGAGCUCACCCGGAAAGAAAUGGAUUCGCUGGACAAGAAGUUUGCAGCUUUGCUUCGACGCAACAAGAAGCUUCAGCAGCAGGCAUUGAACUUUGCUGCUGGGUCGGAGCUGUAA